This is a messenger RNA of Caretta caretta (loggerhead turtle), 3929 nucleotides long. The record is from RefSeq and is a predicted model, not a curated record. Lineage: Eukaryota; Metazoa; Chordata; Testudines; Cheloniidae.
UAAAAAGAUAAAACAAAAGAAAUAGUAUUUUUCAGUUCACCUCUUACAAGUACUGUGGUGCAAUCUCUUAAUCGUGAAAGUUGAACUUACAAAUGUAGAAUUGUUUUUACCUGUUUUGGGAUUUUUUAGCCUAACCUAACUGUCCAGAGGACAUGUUUCCAUGCUGAUGACAGGUUCUGCUCAAUAAUGAUCCAAAGCAGUGCAGACCGACGCACGUUCAUUUUCAUCAUCUGAGGCAGAUGCCACUAACAGAAGGUUGAUUUUCUUUUUUGGUGGUUUGGGUUCUGUAGUUUCUGCGUCGGAGUGUUGCUCUUUUAAGACUCUGACAGCAAUUCUGUAAUGGAAGUUCAUGAAAGUGCUAGUGUUAUUUUAUUAAUAGCUUGAAAAUGAAAUAUUAAAUGCCAGAAAGUUAGUACAUGGGCACUUCAGAUUCCCACCCUACCUUAAUUCUGCCUCUGCAUCCCCAUCCACCUUCCACUUCCAUGCUAGAGACUGUCAUGCAUCAUAGCAAAAUACAUCUGCCUUUUUGUUGUAUGAUGUAACCCACACCCGCUCUUCAGGUUUUAGCAAGUACAAAGUAGGUUUCUGUCUCAUGUCAAGAGAGUUCCAGAGCCUGAUUAAUGGCAGCUGGUUAUGCUUAGAAUCUACACCCCAUACUUGAAGACGUCCCCAAAUUUAUCAGCAAGUGGUGGACAGAGGAUUGGUGCUGGUGUAGCAUGUAAGACCCAGACUGAGGGGGCAAAGGAGCAAGAGUACUUAAAUUAGUGACCAACCUCAGGGAAGUAGCUGAGGGAGGGAUACCUGGCAGCCAUGUGCUGUCAAGCAUGGCCUCCACACAAAUCCUACACCCGUCCAUGGGGAAAGGUCAGAAUAAAGACAUCACUGAGGGAAAUGGGAUACUCUGGGAUUUCAGGGCAGUAUGCAAAGAGUGGGUAAGAUGAAGGUAUAUGUCUGGCCUGUCUCAUAGGGGUUGGAUCAAUUCAUAUCAGAAGGGUAAUCUGGAUAGAAUAAAUUCUCCAGCCCUCUGGAACAUGGAGGAGGUUGUCAGCUCUGGACCAUAUUUUUUCUUCUCUUCAUAUCCUUCUUCUGUUCCUGCUCUUUCUCCUGCCUUUAUGCUUGCCCUUUGGACUCUUUGCCUGCCACCCCCUGUUCUCCUUCCUCCUACUACUCCACUUCCUGUCAGUCUAUUAUCUGUCAGAGUUCACAGCUGAGGCAGGAGCAGAUGCAGGCUGGAAUUGGGGUGGGCUAGCUGGGAAACAGCCACAGGUACACACUAGAGCAGGAGCCGCAGUAAGGGCAGUGUUCCCAGAUAAGUAGUAACAUUGAGCAGACUAGAGAGGCUGCUUCCCAGGAGCCUAUGUACCUUCCUUGAGAUCACCUGGUGGGAUCUUGCCUGUGGGUUGGCUGAACGCUGUAGGUAACUGAUGACUCAUUACACUCAAGCAGGCUCAGAGAUAACACAGGGAUGAGACCUCCCACUUUAUCUCCCAAUUCCUCACUCUGACACCCAUCUCUCCCUCUCUGACUCGCCUUCUGCUCUUUUCUUGGAAUCUAGUUUCUUCUCUCACUUCCCCAUCCACUGGCUGGAGAGGAGGACCCUCCUCAUCACUUUCAGAUUCUCUCUUCCCGUACCUCCCCUUCCUAUCUGUCUAGUCUCUCUCUCCCCCUCCAUGGGAUCCUCCAUCACUCUGGCUCCCUCAGUCUCUGUUCCUGUACUUUGAUGACUGGCUCUCUCUAUUCCUGUCCCUGCAACUGACCACCCUCAUUCUGGUUAGUUUGAAUGUUGUAUUUCCAGUCCAGCUGUGGACUAACUCUGCACUGCCUUAUUCAUCAUCUGGCCCUGCUCUUUUCUGAGGGUUCUGUCUUUGACCUCUCUCUGAUCACCACUCUCUCUACAUUGCUCACUUCUCCUCAUCUUCUUUGUCCUAUCCCUUGCUCUGUUCACAGUCUCCAAUCUUUCAUCUCUUUGGACCCUUACAUCCACUAAGCUUAACCAGUUUCUGUGACCUUUGUUUCUCAAAUGUAAGACUGGCCUUGUGGUUAAAGCACAAGACCGUGAUUUUGUAGAACUGGGCUCUAUUCUUAGUUUCCAGGUUGGAGCCAGUAGCAAACUAUUUCCCCCCCAGCGGCAAGGAAGGAGUUACGGUUCCUUCCCUGUGCUCUUGUGGGGGUGACACAGCUACACAUUGUGCCUGUACAUCUUGCUCUGUAUGAAGGGUAACCUCGCUCUGAGGCUCCGAUGUUCAAAACCGGAUAGGUGUAUAAACGCAGCAUGAGGUACUUUAACUCGGUGUGUAAGUGGAACUUCCUCUCCAGCUGGAUUAGGUGGUGGUUGUCUCUGAGGGUCCUGGAUGGCAGCAGCCAGUUCUUGCCAAAAGAAAUCUAUGCACAUAUUUACUGAUUUAAGUGUGAGGUUGUAAAGUGUCUGGAGAGCUUCAGAUAGAAGGUGCUCAAUAAGUGCAAGAGUUACUAAUAUUUCUGUAUCGUCAGGUCACUUUGUAAAUAUGCCCAAUUUGUUGUUAAUGGCAGUUGUAGAACCUUUCAUUUCCUCUGUUGGUAAAACUGUCACUGAGGCAUAUUCUGUACUCACUGCACUCACUAUCCUCCCUGAUCCCUGGAGCUUAACCUUGAAGAGGUUUUAUGCACAAAAAGAGUCGAAGAGAAAGAAUCACAACAUAGUGGCUCUCCUGACACAGCUGUGGAAGCAGACACAUGUGGAAGCAGACAAAAUGACAUCAGAUGUGCAUGGAGACUGCAUGUUAACACAGUUGCCACUUUGGCUUCAAGAAGAGAAAACCACUGAGACAAAACCAAAGAUUUUUUGCCUAUUCGAUUCUUCACAGCGUUUGGAUUUGUGAAACAGUGCUGCAAUGUGGUGGUUUCAGCAAGGCCUCUGUUUCUUGCCUUCGGCUUUGGUUGUUUGGUCAGCCGCUUCUUUCAUAUUUUCAUACAUUACCGCAAUCCUUCUACGUCACAUUGACCCUUUGGUGCCCUACAUCAGUGACACAGGGACAAUACCUCCUGAAAGAUGCUUAUUUGGGAUUAUGUUAAAUAUUUCCACUUUCUUAGGUAUUGCCACUGUGUAUGUUCGCUAUAAACAGGUGUAUGCUCUGAGUCCAGGAGAACUCAAGAUCGCCAGAUUAAAUAAGGCUGGCUUUACACUCGGAAUGAUAAGCUGCUUUGGACUUUGCAUUAUUGCCAACUUCCAGAAAUAUACUCUGUUUUAUAUGCACGUAGUUGGAGCCUGUCUAACGUUUGGAAUAGGAGCCAUUUACAUACUGGUUCAGACUAUUCUUUCCUACAUGAUGCAGCCAAAAAUUUUUUGGAUCCGAGUGAUCGUGUUACUCUGGUGUGGAUCAAGCAUAGCAAGCAUGUUUGUUUCUUCGGUCCUUUUGUACAGUGGCCUGUAUGGAACUGACCUAGUACAGAAGCUGCACUGGAACCCACAGGAGAAAGGCUACAUAGUUCACAUCAUCAGCACAAUCUCAGAAUGGUCUCUGGCUUUCUCCUUCCUCAGCUUUUUCCUCACCUACAUCCGUGAUUUUCAGAAAAUUUCCUUGCGUGCGGAUGUCAGUUUAAGUGGACACAACGUUUGCAAUACGCCCAAUAGCUUUGUGGCUGAUGAACACACACUGUUGAUUGGAGGACGUUUAUAACUAAGUGGGAGAGAAAACACUUUCUCAGCUUUUAUAUCUCAGGAAUUUAGAAAGUAGCAAUAAUACUAACAAUUUAUAUAAGCGUUUGUAUCAAAAAUUCCAUCCAAUUAAAGAGGAGACUAAAUUCAAUCACUUUGACACAUAAAGGGUUUUGCUGUUAACCCACAUAGCAAUGCAAAGGUGAUUAAUAAUCAGUAUUAUCAAUAACCUGUAAUACAUUUCUGCACUUAUACAUUUUAUAGAAUGAAGAAUAAAAUGGACAUUGGAAAGUUG